Cornus florida is the source of this 516-nucleotide messenger RNA. RefSeq lists its product as uncharacterized. The transcript has a single exon. Bases 1 to 516 code for a protein of 171 amino acids. The record is from RefSeq and is a predicted model, not a curated record. Lineage: Eukaryota; Viridiplantae; Streptophyta; Magnoliopsida; Cornales; Cornaceae.
AUGGCGGAAACAUCAUCCAAACGACAGAGGGAAGAAACCCAUGUCGAAGAUUGCGAAGACCCAAAACGAUACAAAUCAUACAAUCACAUACUCUCCAUUCUCGAAGAUGAAGAGGACGAGAGUAACCAAGACCUCUCCUCUUUCCUCUCGACCCUUCAGCAGGAACUCUCCUUCGACUCCAUCGCCACCGUUGAUCCUCUGCCCUGCCCCACAUCGGAGGCCGAAACGCAUAACUGCGCUGUAGGCUCGACCGCAUCUGAUUACAGCCCGGUUUCUUCUUCACAUGUGUUGAAAGAAGAAGAUGGGGAGAGGGUUAUGAGACACCUUCUGGAAGCGUCCGAUGAUGAGCUGGGGAUACCCCACAGAACGGACGGUGGUGGCGGUGGUGGUGAUGAUGAUCGUGAUGUGAUCAACGGUGGAGAUCACGCGUUCGCUUUCUCUGAUGGGUUGUGGGAGUUUGAGGAUCAUGAGGCUGCCAACUACUACGCGUUGUUACAGUCUGAACUUUUCAUGUAG